GUCUUCCUGGGCAACCUCCCGUGGUCGGUCACCGAUGAGCAGAUCAAGGAGGUUUUUGCCAAGUGCGGCGAGAUCACGAAGAUCGAGUGGCUCACGCACGCGGACUCUGGCAAUAUCGAGGGCUCCGGCUACCUCCAGUUCGCCUCCGCCCACGCCGCGGACGCGGCCACCGAGCUCAACGGCAACGACCUCGACGGCCGGUCGAUGAAGGUUGAGGUUGCA
This is a messenger RNA of Emiliania huxleyi CCMP1516, 222 nucleotides long. RefSeq lists its product as hypothetical. The annotation marks the transcript as partial. NCBI's taxonomy places the organism in Eukaryota, Haptophyta, Isochrysidales, Noelaerhabdaceae. The transcript has a single exon. The record is from RefSeq and is a predicted model, not a curated record. Gene Ontology annotation, molecular function: RNA binding.